Molecule: messenger RNA, 684 nt
Organism: Exophiala bonariae
Lineage: Eukaryota; Fungi; Ascomycota; Eurotiomycetes; Chaetothyriales; Herpotrichiellaceae
Exons: 3
Coding region: 1-684 (227 amino acids)
Biological process (GO): translational elongation
Cellular component (GO): eukaryotic translation elongation factor 1 complex; cytosol
Molecular function (GO): translation elongation factor activity; guanyl-nucleotide exchange factor activity
Source: RefSeq, a predicted model, not a curated record
AUGGGUUUCACCGACUUUGUUUCCGACAGUGGCCUCCUGCUCUUGAACAACUGGCUCCAGACACGCUCAUACAUCGCUGGCUAUACCCCAUCACAAGCCGAUGCCGUGAGCUUCAAGGCUCUGAAAGAAGCCCCCAAAGUCGAGAAGUAUCCUCAUGCUUACCGCUGGUACAACCAUGUCAAGUCCUACGAGGGCGACUUCUCCACACUACCCGGCGACCCAUCCAAGCCAUUCACCACCUAUGGCCCCGAAGCCGUGGCAGUGACACAAAACCCCAAGGAUGCCCCCGAAGAUGACGAGGAUGAGGUUGAUCUGUUCGGCUCCGACGAGGAGGAGGAAGACCCAGAAGUUGUUGCCGAGCGUGAGAAGAGAUUGGCAGACUACAAGAAGAAGAAGGAGGGCAAGGCCAAGCCAGCCGCGAAGUCCAUUGUCACACUUGACGUCAAGCCUUGGGAUGACGAGACAGAUAUGGAAGAACUGACGAAGAAUGUUGUGGCCAUCGAGAAGGAUGGUCUCACCUGGGGUGGUCACAAGUUGGUCGCUGUCGGCUUUGGUAUCAAGAAGUUGCAGAUCAAUGUGGUCAUUGAGGACGAGAAGGUCUCCGUGGAUGAGCUCCAACAGCAAAUCGAGGAAGAUGAAGACCACGUUCAAUCUACCGAUGUCGCCGCCAUGCAGAAGCUGUAA